GGCUCAUUUAUAUUCUAAGCCAUCAUCUGCACGGACCCGCUGUGACUGCAUCAUAAUUAUAAGCUCUUAAGCCUGAAAGUUUUCAUUYCUCUUUGAGUUCAGUCUCGUCUUAGUUUGGUCUAUAAUCUCGCUGUAUAAGUAAAAAGCGAUGGGUUGGAAGGUUUACUUGUGUGUUGGUGGUACUGUUGCUGUCCUAGCCGUGACCAUUGGUCUGAUCGCCUCUUCUCUGUCAAGACUUGACUCGGAUGAAAUYGGUGUUGGUUACGACGUCGUUCAGAGAGACCUCGAUGAAGAAGUCAAAAAAUCGGGCCUUCACAACGGACCGCCCGGUUUUAAGUUCAUCAAAUUCCCUAGUGUCUUCAAGAGCAAGAAGUUUGACAAUGUGAAGUGUUUGAAUAAAGAGGGGUUGGAAAUCAACCUGAAGAUAGAGUUCCAGUAUCGCGCAAGGCCGAAGGAUCUGCGAAAAACCAUUUUGCAAUUUAAAGACUUCGACAAUUACGUCAAGGUUUUGGAAUAUUUAGCUCAGUCAAGCAUCUUCGAUGCCUGUAGUCGAUUCAACACAAGCCAAUUCCAGUCYCAAAGAGCAACCUUCCAAGAGAGCAUUCUGACUACAAUGGCGUACCGUUUCGCUGAAGUCAGUGCAGACCUUACAGACCUGCAGGUCAGCAACAUCAAACGUCCUUCCUCCUACGAGAAAGUGGUUCGCGACAAGGAAGCCGCAAAGGAGAAUAUCGCCAUUGCUUUAAACGAGCGUCCAAGAAAACUCGUCCAAGCCAAAUCACAAAAAGAAGACGCCAUUAAAAACGGCCAGAUUGCAGAACAAACCGCCGAGUCGAAAGCUAAGAUUCUGUUGUCCAAAGCUAAUGCUGAGGUUUCUAGCACCCUUGCGCGUUAUGACGCGGAAGCACGCGCUUUUGCGAAUCUCAUGAAGAAGCAGAACUUGACUGCUGAAGGCUUGUUGUCGUAUCUGUCAUCAAGAGUCUUAGCAGAGAGGAACACGACUUUCAGCGUUGGAUUUKAUGCCCCAGCACGCACAAAAUACACUCAUUGAUCAGAAUUGAGCUAGUUUUAUGGCUAGUUUCAUAACUUGCUGCAAGCAAGCUACAGGAGAUUUACGAAAGACUUUUUUCUUUACUGAACAGUUAUAAACCGGCUGUGUAUUUUCGUUAUAGCUUCGCAGUCAGGAGAAAUGUAAUCCUAGCCAACACAACCAACAUUUAUUUAGAUGUAAUUAUUUUUUCUAAGACAGUUUUGUGUUGUGCACCAAGUAAGUAUAAAGUGAAAUGUUACCAUGGUAAUGCCAUCUAAACAGGCUAAGAUGUCUUUAUAAGAAACGUACCUUUCAGUAGCGAUAAUGCUACUAGCUGGUUCUUUAAUACAUGUCAUUCAUCUUGUGCACAAUCUCUUUUUUUAUCCUAUUUAAUGAUAUUUGAUCCAGAAUUUUGUAUCUUGGUAACUCCAUAUUUAGUAUAAAAAAUAAUAAAUCAAGGCUACAACUGA
This is a messenger RNA of Actinia tenebrosa (Australian red waratah sea anemone), 1500 nucleotides long. RefSeq lists its product as uncharacterized. Lineage: Eukaryota; Metazoa; Cnidaria; Anthozoa; Actiniaria; Actiniidae. The record is from RefSeq and is a predicted model, not a curated record.